CGACGUCGGCGGCGCCAAGGCGUCGUGGCGUCGGGCGUCUGGGACGUGGCAUCAACGGCCCCAUCCGGCGCCGGCGGCGGGCGCCCGGCGGUCUUUGCUGCCGCCCGGGGGCGCAGAGGCCGGGCCUUUUCUUUCAGCACAAACGUCAGUUUGUAAAAGGGUGGGGCUGGAGUCUGAGGAGUUUUCAGGCUUCUGUCUCGAAGGAAGUCUGGCAGGCUCGGAAUUGCCAUCUUCCUCAGGCAAAUAGUUUUUCACCUUAGAGCCAGCCUUGGCAAGGCCAAACCGCCCAGUCACCCGACUUCCCACAGUCUCAGCAGGGAGGAAUAAAUUUUUUUCAUCUAUAAUUUGGAAGCCAAGUCGUAACAAAAUGAAACCAGUAAAGCAUCUGUUGACCACCAGUAACAAAUCGGCAACUCUUCCAGCAUUAACCAGCAAAAAAGGACUACAUAAUUUACCACUAUCACCUAAACUGAAGGAAAAACAUAAUGCAAAGUUAAUUCAUGAUAAAAUUGAACCAAUGGUCCUGAGAUCUCCACCAACAGGAGAAUCCAUUGUACGGUAUGCUUUGCCCAUUCCAUCGAGUAAGACAAAGAACUUACUACCAGGAGAUGAAAUGAUUGGAAAAAUUAUCAAACAUCUGAAGAUGGUUGUUUCCACUUUGGAAGAAACCUAUGGACACUGUGAUCAGAAUGGAGAAGAACCAUUUGUAAAGCGUGAAAAUGAAGAAUUAUCUUUAUCUAUUGGGGAUGAUAUGAAUUCAUUCUUGACAUGUUGUUCACAAUUUGCAACUCAGCUAGAAACAGCACUUAAAGAAGAACAAAAUAUUUUGGAAUCUCUUUUUAAGUGGUUUCAGUGGCAAGUCAAUCAGAUGGAAGAAAUAAGUAAAGAUCAAACUCUUUUACAAGCAGAGCCUCCAGAACCUGACAAAACAGUCACUUUAAGUAUUGCACAAAUAGUACGCCUUUUACAAAGAUUUGAAGAACUGAAGAAUCGCCUUAAACAGAGGUCUAAAUCCUCCUGGAAAGUCAUGUUGUCUAAAACCAUGGAUGAAGAAAAUCGACCAGAAGCAGUGAAAAGUUGUGAAGCUGUAGCACAGAAAAUUGAAGAAUUCAUAGAAGCCCACUCAACUGAUGAAUUUAAAGGUGUUUCUGCAACAGAACCACAAACUGCUCAUUCAAUGACUAAUCGAUUUAAUACCAUGUUGAAAGUAUUUGAAAACCAGGCAAAUAUGUUGGAGAGAGCUGUAAAUGAUCAAGUUUUGUUAGAUGCUGAAUACAAACAGAUACAACGUGAUUUUGAGUUGUUAUCAGAAGAGAAGUUGGUGCUGGAAAAUGAACUACAAAAGUUGAAGGACACAGAGAAAAUUAAGUCUACAAAUAAUCGAACAAAGAAAGCUGCGAAAACAGUGAAGAAAAAAGACAAAGGAAAAUCUGAGGAUUCAGAAAAGAAGAUGUCUUCAGAAAAAGAGUUUAAAAUAAAAGAUUUGGAUCAAGUACAGAAAGUAGCACGUCUGGAAAUUGAGAACAAAGUCCUUCAGGAACAAUUGAAACAGGCUUUACAGGAAGCUGAAAAAGCUAAGCAUCAACUUAACUAUUUCCUAAGUCAAGAGAGGAAGUUACUUAAAAGUGAGGGGAAAACUGAGACAACCAUGCGAGUGGGUAAUAGUCAAACAGAAGUUAAAGGUGAAGAUUCAAAAACUAUACCACUGGAGAAGGAAACAGGAAAAUCACUGGUUUCAGAUUCAGGUGGACAGAAGACAAGUGAUAAAAUCCAAGAAUAUCCACAGAUCACUGCCCAAAGCGGAAGACUGAUUGAAAAAAGCUCAGAGAAGAAACGAUCUAGCCCUGCUAUUUCAGAUCUUUCACAGAUCCUUAAGUCUCAAGAUGAAUCAGCAUUUUUAGAGAGUUCAAAUGAAGUUUCAGUUGCUGAAAACCAAUCCAAUAAAUCUCCAUCAGAGACCCGUGAUAAAUCACUUACAACAGUAUCAUCCAGCAAAGAGGUUCAAGAUUCACUGUCUGUUGGAACAUUGGCUCAAAAAAAUGAAACAGUGAUGUCACCAUUCAUUUUACCUCCUGUUCUUACAGAAAGUAAAAAGGCUGACGUUUCAGAAGAACAAUUACAAAAGAAGACUGAAGAACAAACUUACCAAGCACCAGAAAAAUCUCAAGGCAGUACAAGAAACACGGUGCUGGCAUCUGCUUCUGGCGAGGGCCUCAGGGAGCUUCUACUCGUGGAGGAAGGUGAAGUGGGAGCAGAUAUGUCACACGCUUACAGUGAAGUUCCGGAUGAAAAUCUUAUGGUUGAAAAUAAAGAUUCAGUAACAAAAGUCCAAGUAGAACAAAUGAAACAAACAACUUCUAGUAUGGAAAGACGCGAGGCGACUCUUACAACCCCACAAUCGCCUGAGGACGUGGUUUUAGUUUCAAGAAGUCAAUCUGAAACUAAAAAUCUUGAAGCUACUGGAAAUGAGAGUUUUCAUUCUCAUAAUGAAGUACCAGAAGAAAAUCUUAUGCUUGAACAAGACACAAAGUCAAAAACGGAAGUGGAAGUAAAGAAACAAAAAUCUUUCCAAGAUAAUCAACUCAAUACUCAUAAUGAAGUACCAAAUGAAAGGCUUAUAGUUGAGCAUCAAGAAUCAAUGUCAAAAACCAAAUUGCAAGUAAAGAAACAAGAAACUUCUACAGAGCAACCACUCACCACUCAUGAUAAAGAACCAGAUGAAAAUCUUACACUUGGGCAUCAAGACUCAAUGUCAAAAUCAGAAAUGCAAGUGAAGGAACAAAGCACUCUCAAAGGACAAAGAAUUACUACUCAUGAAGAAGAACCAGGCAAAAAUCUUGCACUUGAACAUCAAGAUUCAUUGUCAAAACUGGAAAUGCAAAUUAAAAAAAAUGAAAAACUUCCUAGAGAGAAAAGACAUAGUACGCAUGGUGAAGAAUCAAGUGAAAAUCCUAUGCUUAAACAUCAAGAUGCAGUGUCAAAAAUCCAAGUGCAAUUAGAGAAACAAGAAACUUCUGAAGGAGGACGUAGCAUACCAGAUAAAAAUUCUAUGUUUGUUCAUCAAGAUUCAGUGUCAAAACUCCAAAUGCAAGAAAAGAAAAAAGUAACUCCUGGAAGGGAAAGGCGUAAUACUCAUAUUGUAGUACCAAAUGAAAAUGUGGUUUCUGUUCAUCAAGAUUCAAAGUCAAAACUCCAAAUGCAAGAAAAGAAACAAAUAAAUCCCGGAGUGGAAAAGCACAAAACAUUUCCUUUUGAAAUCCAAAAAAAGGAUAUAUCACUUGAGCAUCUGUUGCCUGAGGAGAAAGUUUUAUUAUCAAGAAGAGAAUCUCAAACCAAAAAACUUCAAGCUAAAGUAACUUCAAGAAAAAUUACAAAUGAAGCAGCUUCAGAACUUCCAAAUACAGCAGAAAAUCUUCCAGCAGUGUACCCAUCAAUUAGCGACCUAAUAAUUCGAUUGGAUUUAAACAAAGUGGUCGAGACUGAUAUAGAAAGCUUGAGAGGUGCUUUGGGAAGACGCUUAUUAAAUGAUGAAUUCAAGACACAGCCAAAGAGUUUCCCUGGGUCUGAAAUAGAACAAUUGACAGAUGCAUUUGGAAGAGAUAUACUAAAGGAUGAAUUCAAGACACGAUCAAAGAGUCUCCCUGAGACUGAUGAACGAUUGCGUCGUGCAACUGAGAGAGGUACAAUAAAUAAUGCAAUGAAGACACAGUUAAAGAGAAAGAGUCACCCUGAGACUGGCCUAAAACACUUGAAAGGUGUUAAUGAAAAAGAUAUAAUAAAAGAUCUAAUCAACAUACAGUCAAAGAGGCAUGCAGAGACUGAUAAGGAACACUUGGCAGAUGCUAUUGGAAGAGGUAUAAUAAAGGGAUCAAUCAAUGCACAACUAAAAGGUCACCAGGAGACUGAUAAGAACUUCUUUGCAUAUGCUAUUGGAAGAGGUGUAAGGAAGGAGUCAAUCAAGACACAAUUAAAAAGUCACCCAGAGACUGAUAAGGAAUUCUUGGCAGAUGCUAUUGGAAGAGGUAUAAUAAUAGGGCCAAUCAUUAGACAACUGAAGAGUCACCAAGAGACUGAUAAACAACUCUUAAAAGAUGCUAUUGGAAGAGAUAUAAUAAAGGGACCAAUCAAUGCACAAUUAAAGAGUCACCAGGAGACUGAUGUAGAACCCUUGACAAAUGCUAUUGGUUCAAGUAAAACAAUUGGUGAGAUAAAGACACAACUAAGGACUCACUAUGAUGUGAAUUUAUUUAAAAACAAAGAUAUGUCCAUACAACGUCAAGAAGGUAUCUUCAAUAGGAGCAUCACACCAAGUAAAUUCCCAACAAAAGUGAUCAAUUUAUCACCCUUUGAAAAUAAAGAGGAAACUUAUGAGUACUCUUCACCCUAUGCGAUUGCACCUUCAAAAGCAGUUUAUAGAACAUAUAGGGCUAGUUCAAGCUUUUCUAAAGACAUCCAUCUUCCUUUACUGAAUCAACUCCAUUCAGGGCAUUCGAAAGUUGUUACCUUAAACCAAAAAACUAUUGAAUUUACUCUGCCUUCUGUGACCAACACAAUUGGAAAACCUGCCUAUAAAGUGUUACAUGCUGCUGCCCGAAAAUCUGUACCACACCCAUACUUUUGAGAAUGAAGGAAAUUCUGAGCAAGAUAAGCAACAUGACAAAUUUGGAAAUGCAGGAAAGGAAACUGCAAGUAUAGAAGCCUUUUGAAAAUAACACUGACUCGUGUGGAUGGUGCUUAUUGAAAAACAGCUGGAAAUACAAUGGAUAAACAGGUUAGGCCCAGAUCAUAGAAGCCUGACAAGGCAGUGAACGUCUCUUUACCAUAUGGAACAAUUUUGAACUUCUAAGAUCAAGCCUUUCUGUUGCUGAGAGUAAGAAAGGAGCUCUGUGUUGAGGUUCCAGCUUGCUUCUAUUCGCCAGUGUCCCUGUAGUGCUUUCUGGUGUGAUGUAAAAUCAAUUAAACAAAACUUGUGCUCUGCAUGUUUUGAAAAUG
Macaca mulatta (Rhesus monkey) is the source of this 4992-nucleotide messenger RNA. RefSeq names its product coiled-coil domain containing 7 (gene CCDC7). NCBI's taxonomy places the organism in Eukaryota, Metazoa, Chordata, Mammalia, Primates, Cercopithecidae. The record is from RefSeq and is a predicted model, not a curated record.